Molecule: messenger RNA, 686 nt
Organism: Pistacia vera
Lineage: Eukaryota; Viridiplantae; Streptophyta; Magnoliopsida; Sapindales; Anacardiaceae
Product: putative leucine-rich repeat receptor-like protein kinase At2g19210
Exons: 4
Coding region: 45-686 (213 amino acids)
Source: RefSeq, a predicted model, not a curated record
UCCACUUAUUCACCUAGUUAAGAAGAAAGAAACUCAAAAAGAGGAUGAUGGAUAAGUUAAAGAGCGUCCACUAUGCUCUGCUUGCGAUAUUCACUCUUGCAGCAUUGAUUCAUGCUCAGGAUCAAUCAGACUUCAUUAGCAUAGAUUGCGGGAAAGCAGAAGGUCCUGACUCUAUUCAUCUUGCUAAUGGCAUAAAGUACACUUCAGAUGAAAACUUCAUUGAUACAGGGUUAUCAGGGAGUGUAGAUCCCAAAUUCUUCAGCAAAGACUCUGAAGAUCCAUUUAAUACUGUGAGAAGUUUUCCAGAAGGUAACAAAAACUGUUACACCCUGAAUCCUACUCAAGGAAAAAACGGUAAGUAUUUGAUCAGAGCCGGUUUCAUGUACGGAAACUACGACGGAAAAAAUAAAACGCCACAGUUUGAUCUAUAUCUGGGGGGUAGUCUCUGGGAGACAAUAAAUCUGGACCAUGUUUACAGCCCUUUAACCAAGGAGAUCAUACAUGUUCCUUCAACAGAUUAUAUAUUUGUCGCUAAUAACUCUACUACUUUUGCAGAUAUGUUCCUCAUGACCGGUCCCAAGCGAACUGGUGGUGAGCUUGAAGGGGCCCCAAGUUCUAAGAAGUCCAUAACUACUUCCAAAGCAGUUGCCAAAAAAGAUGUACUUGACUCUACAAGGGCUCAAUGA